AUGUUGGAGCAAUGUUCGAGAUUUCAAAUGGCCUGUCUCGGUUCUGGCGGGGUUGGUAAAACGUCUUUUAUUAAGCAAUACCUGUACGAAGCACAUUCAGAAGAUCACAAUGAAACCGUUGAGGAGACAUAUAUCCAGACAUAUAAUAUAAAUGGAGACAACAAACGCAUCGAUUUCAUAGAUACGGCAGGAGCUUUUGUCUUUCCAGAAAUGCAGAAAAUUUACAUUGCAAGAGCAGUAGGUUUUAUACUUGUCUAUUCAAUUAACGAUGCAAUGUCAUUUGAAUUAGUCAAAAUUGUUUGGAAACAGAUUAAAUCGAUGCGCAAAGAUAUUCUGAGCAUUCCAUGUGUUAUAGUUGGGAAUAAGGUAGACAUGGAAAACAAAAGAGAGGUCGAAACAUUUGAUGCAUUAGAAUGGGCUUAUAAUGAAAACCUUGGGGGAUGUUUUGUAGAGGUCUCUGCGAAAGACAAUAACGGAAUCAAGAAUGCUUUUGACAUCCUAUUAGAACAGCUAGGGAACACCAGGUCGGAACAGACAGGACCUUUCCGAAUGAGAACUACCAGUUUUACCAGACAUCAGUCUGCAGCAGAUAUUACAAGGAAAAUAUUGCAAAGGAACGUUAAGAUGAAGGCAAACUAUGACAUGGUGUCUCCAUCUUCUAAGUGUUUUCAGAAUCUAGUGUUUGAUAACUAUAAAGAGAAAAAAAUAUACAGGUUAAUAACGCCACAUAGAAAACAUGCUCUUUGUCAUGAUAAACAACAACAGAAACAUUUUUAUCGUUCGAGGAGCGACACAUGGGCGCACAUAGUGAAGAGACAAAGAAACAGUUGCGUGAAAGUGGUACGCAGCAACAGCAUGUCAGUAGAAAACCCUUGCUGCAUGGAAAAAACCAAAGUAGCGUCAAGCAUUCGGAACACAAAUUUGUUAGACUGUCAAGAUCAACAAUCUCUUCAACCAGAUGAUCAAUGUCAUGACAAACAAUCUUCAACUAAAACCAGUCUGUUUAUGGUUAAGUGUGUAUUGCAACUUUGUCGUAAACUGCGUGGUAAAACAAUUAAAUAA
This is a messenger RNA of Mytilus trossulus (common blue mussel), 1062 nucleotides long. Its product is annotated as ras-like protein RAS2. The transcript has a single exon. Gene Ontology annotation, molecular function: GTPase activity; GTP binding. Bases 1 to 1062 code for a protein of 353 amino acids. Lineage: Eukaryota; Metazoa; Mollusca; Bivalvia; Mytilida; Mytilidae. The record is from RefSeq and is a predicted model, not a curated record.